AUGUCUUUCAUGGGACCGGAUUUCGAUGGUGUCGUUCAGACCCUGGAAGCCUACCGCACUAACGAGAAAGAAAAUGAACCUGGCGCAAGUCCCGGAGUUGGUUUUUCGGGAAACACACAGAAACAGAACCGCGGUGAGCCGCUGAAUUUGUUGCUUGCACCACCGCUGCAGGAGCGCUCGGAAGCGCUCGCUCAGCUGGCUCGUGGCCUAGAGAGCAGCAUACCAGAAUCACUCCAUGAUCAAGAAAUUUUUCUGGUGCUGCUCGCAGAACAUGGGCCCGAACAGAUAGGAAACCCUUCUAGAUUAGGAAUUUGUAUGCAACCCUUGACUUGCGCAGGACUUGGGUUUCAGCGGGAGCUUUUCCCGCAACGAAGGGACCUGACUGGUUUCCCGACACUGGACAGCAUUAGACGACAACUCGUGACCAUGCAUUAUGUACCAUAUCUGCUUGAUUCAGCAGGGCGUCUGCAGCACUAUCGGACCGCUGUUCAACGUGAGCAUCGUCCAGUGGUUGCCUCUCAGAUAGCACUUGUGGCUGCUCUGUUACUUGAGGCCGGCCUAAAGCAGGCUCUGGGGAUAGCUGCGGCUCUCCUGGAACGAGCUGAAGCGCAGGAUCGUCGAAUCACUGAGCUCGAGCACGAGUGUACCGAAGCAAGCGUCGAGCGUGUAUUUCGAGAGCAGCUUUGCUCAGGUUCAGAAUCCAUCACAGACAGCGCUGAUCUAGAAAGGAUGACGACAGCGGCGCUUGCUUUGCACACAGGGGCUCCGAAAGUUCCAGAAAAAGACCAGAGCACUUCAGAGGGGUCCAACUGCUCGACACGCGUGGACGGCUUUCGGAUCAAGCAGCUUUUACGACCUCCGGCCGUCUCCAGGGAUGCGAAACCAGAUCCUAGCGCCCUGGAUGGGAGCACGGAUCAGGAGUUCAUCACGGCGAUCAUGAAAGACUUAGAUGAUGUGCAUCCAUUGUCAAACUGCGAAAAAGAGAACGGGCAGGACGCAUCUCAUUGGACGAACUCGUUUCACGCGGAUGCUGAGAUAUGCGAUCAAGUUGGAGACUCGGCUCGUAGCCAGCCGUCAUCCGGCGGUAUCCCGGAAGCGCACACGCUCGAUGCAGCCAAGGGCACGAAAGACGCAACUCAGAUACCCACCACAAGUCUGCAGCAUGCCUCGAUCGGGUGCCUGCAGGCAAUGUCAACGCCACGCGCUGAUACGGACGAAUCCCUCGGGCAGCCGCACAAAGCGGCGCUCGCUCAUGCGUCCGCCGGAGCGCUUGCUGCGUGGCCUCCGGUCUCUGUCCAGGAGGAAACCUCUUCCAUAGAUGCUACAGAGGCACAAACUCAAGCGCUCUAUAAGCAGAUUCACAAUUUGCAAGAAGCUCUAAUAACGUCGAGACGGCAAUACGUUGAACUGCGAGAGCAACUCGUCGAUAAGAUGAAAGAGGUCCGUGAAAUCGCUCAGGUACUUGGAGAGUACCGUGCGUCUCGGGAGAGCCUCAACGAGCGCGAAUCAGCGAUGAGCCGUCUUUUGAGUUCGAUGGAAGCUCAUUGUGAACAGCAACAGAAAAUAAUACGGAUGCUGCAAUCGUCCUAUGUGGAGGCGGAAAUGCGGGCUCAACAGGUAGACACCCUUCGCGCUGCCAAUGAGGAACUUUCAACGCACCUACUCUGUAUGCAAGCUCGCUUCCUGGAGCGCGACGAACGCAUUGCAGAGCUCGAGAAGGCGCUAUGGACGACGAGGCAGCGGGUCGGAAAGGCGGUGCCUGUUGAUCCGGACGGCUCGAACUCUUUCGUUACGGAUCAGUCGAGCUCGCGUUCUGAGAGCGCAGACGCCCCAGACCUCAGCCAGUCUAAUUCACGAGAUUGGCCCGCGGUUUGCACACAUCGGAGCAUACGCCGUGGGCAUAAUCGUCCCGAGCUAUUGCCAUCUGUGGAAAGCCGGCAUCAGUUGCCGCUGCUGGGCAAACAGGAUCACGAACAGCACGUACGCGUUCUUCCGCCUAUGUGGCUCCUGUUCUACAUAUCCUGGGCUUUUUACGCAAACCACUAUUACAGCCUAUGGUUACGGCUGCAGCAGUGCCUCGUGCGCGAGGCACAGCAGCGUACAAAGGCCACCAAAUGUAUCGUUGCUCUUUCACGACAAAGGACUGGGCUUGUUGAACGAUUAGAGCGCCUCUCCUGGGAAGCCAAGGCAGCCGAGUACAAAAACGCGCAGCUCCAUGCCCAGCUACACGAACACAAAGCACAGUUGUAUCGAGUGAAACGUCUUCACCAGCAAAGCCUUUGGCACUGGCUGGGUCGUCUCGCCCCGUCAUGUGUCUCCGACGCAAAACCGUCGAGAAUCCCGCCUAGAGAGCUGCACAUCCUCCGUAGCAUGUCAGCGAGCGCGCCCUGUGAAGCACACGCGUCCACUGACGGCCUCGCAUCCAAAGCGCGACAUGUGCGCCCAUGCCGCUACCGUUCGCGGCACGCACGUGCGUCGGGGUCGGAACGAUAA
This is a messenger RNA of Cyanidioschyzon merolae strain 10D, 2493 nucleotides long. RefSeq lists its product as hypothetical. The record is from RefSeq and is a predicted model, not a curated record. The coding region runs from base 1 to 2493 and encodes 830 amino acids. NCBI's taxonomy places the organism in Eukaryota, Rhodophyta, Bangiophyceae, Cyanidiales, Cyanidiaceae. The transcript has a single exon.